GAAGUGACCAGUAGGGGUGCCUUAUUCUCCCUUAAGCGCCGCCUUUCCUUUGAUUGACGUUCCCACGGGCCAAUGAGUCUUUCGUGAGCGGAGGGUGGCGGCGGCGAAGGGCCGGGGUUCGGUCAGUGCGAGGUGAAGAUGGCGGUGCUGGCUCCGCUCCUAGCCCUGAUCUACUCGGUGCCGGGCAUCUGCCGCUGGCUCGCCCAGCCCUAUUACCCGCUCUCGCUCCUCCUCUCGGCGGCCUUCCUGCUGGUGAGGAAAGUGCCGCCUUUAUGCCACGGACUGCCUUCCCAGCGCGAGGAUGGGAACCCCUGCGACUUCGACUGGCGGGAGGUGGAGAUCCUGAUGUUCCUCAGUGCAAUUGUGAUGAUGAAGAACCGCAGAUCCAUUACUGUGGACCAGCAUGUUGGAAAUAUCUUCAUGUUCAGCAAAGUAGCCAAUGUCAUCCUUUUUUUUCGCCUUGACAUCCGGAUGGGGCUGCUUUAUCUCACACUCUGCAUUGUGUUCCUGAUGACCUGCAAGCCACCUCUGUACCUGGGUCCUGAAUACAUCAAGUAUUUCAGUGAUAAAACCAUAGAUGAGGAAUUAGCACGGGACAAGCGAGUAACCUGGAUUGUGGAAUUCUUUGCCAACUGGUCCAAUGAGUGCCAGUCAUUUGCUCCCAUCUAUGCUGACUUAUCUCUCAAGUAUAACUGCUCUGGGUUGAACUUUGGGAAGGUAGAUGUGGGCCGCUACCCUGAUGUAAGCACUAGGUACAAAGUCAGCACCUCUCCUCUCACUAAGCAGUUGCCUACCCUAAUCCUUUUCCAAGGUGGAAAAGAGGUGAUGCGUCGACCACAGAUCGAUAAAAAGGGACGAGCUGUUUCAUGGACAUUUUCUGAGGAGAAUGUGAUCCGGGAAUUCAACCUGAACGAGUUGUAUCAGAGAGCCAAGAAAGUGUCCAAGCAAUCUGAUGAGACCCCUGAAGAAUCUCCAGAACAGCCUGCUGUUACUGAACUUCCCAACGGGGAGAGCAAGAAGGACAAAUAAGACCCCAAGGGACUGGGCCAUGGCCUCUUACUGUUUAGCUUCCCACUCCUCAUUCCAUCCUGUUCUGUUCCCUAAGUUAUCAGUUGAAAUCUGCUUCCAUCUCACAAGGCUGGAGGUGGGAAAUUAGUGUAAUAGUCAGAGAGCUUCUGCUACCUGGGCUUGGUGUCUGACUGCUGGUGGCCACUUGAUUUGUACAUGUUUCUUUGCCUCAGUUAUCCCUCGUCCUUAUUCCAGGAGUGACUAAGGACAUAUUCUGUAGAUUUGAACCAGCAAGGGAAAAUUUCUCUGCUUGCUAGAGGCCAUGAAAACUCAGGCAAAUCUAGCUGAGGAGGGACUUUAAGUGUUCCUAGAAAUUAAUAGAAACUACUGAGAAAAAUGUGGACUUUAGCUACUGGGAGGGGAGGAGAGGGAUCCUUUGUUUAUUCAUCCAUGUUGGGUCAGUGGAAAAUCUUGCCCAGUUCAUCUGUUCUAGUGAAACUGAUUCCCUUCCCUCUUGCCAAAGUGCACUAUUUGAAUUGAUCUGCAAAGUGAUAUCUGUGAUUGAGAAGGCACAUAUAUCGUGCAGUUUCUACAUUCUACUUGAUGCCUUCUGUUAAUUGUGACAGCAGAGCGUCUCAUAAGUAUCUCCUCUGCUCUCUUUUGGGGUUUAGAAGAAUGUUUCCUGAAUGUACCAAUGUUGCAGAGGGUAAGUGGCUGCCAUGCAGCCCUCAAGAACUUUGUGUCCUUAACAUCAGCAGUUGCUAGUAUAGUGUAACAUGCUCAGAGAAUGGGCCUUUUCCUAAAUUGGAGGAGUUGCCACUUCUCCCAUCCAUGUUGCACUGUACAAAAUGCAGGGCUAUAACUUGGUAAGGUUAGAGUUGAUUUAACUCUACUGCUAAUGCAAGGAGCUUGCCUAACGGUAAAAAAAGCUCCAUUUUGCCCUUUGUCCCCUUCAUGCUUUUGUUAAUUGUCUUGUAAAAUUGCCUCUAAUAAAAUCUGGGAAUGUCUUGUUCCUGCAAA
This is a messenger RNA of Sceloporus undulatus (fence lizard), 2028 nucleotides long. It is a transcript of the gene TMX2, whose product is annotated as thioredoxin related transmembrane protein 2. Gene Ontology annotation, biological process: brain development. The record is from RefSeq and is a predicted model, not a curated record. The transcript is spliced from 8 exons. Lineage: Eukaryota; Metazoa; Chordata; Lepidosauria; Squamata; Phrynosomatidae. Bases 139 to 1029 code for a protein of 296 amino acids. Gene Ontology annotation, cellular component: membrane-bounded organelle. Gene Ontology annotation, molecular function: disulfide oxidoreductase activity.